UAGCUUCCGAGUCAAAGUUUUGAUAAUAUGUUGUAAGAAACAACAAGUAGUUGCAUCAUAAUAACCCCUUUGAUUCGGUAGCCAUUAGAGACCUCAGAAGAAGAGAAGUUUUUGAUUCUUCGACGAGACUUUACUGAUUUUGCAUCGAACAAGAGAGGAAGAAGAAAAAGCGGAAAAAAAAUUCUGGGUUUCGAUUUUGGGUGAGAGAUAACAAACCCUAGGUGUGUCGUGUGAAUCGUGAUCAUAUGCUUUUUUGAGUCGACGAUUAGCAAAGCAAACACUAUGAUGAACACUUCUAAUGGAAUGAUAUCAGCGCCAUCUUCAUCGUCUUCACCGGCGGCGAAUCCUCAGUCGCCGGGAAUUAAGACUUAUUUCAAGACGCCUGAAGGGAAGUAUAAGCUUCACUACGAGAAAACGCAUUCCUCUGGUCUCCUUCACUAUGCACAUGGCAAAAAGGUUACUCAGGUAACUCUAGCUCAGCUGAAGGAAAGAGCUGCUCCUUCUACUCCAACUGGUACUUCGUCGGGUUACAGUGCUAGUAGCGGGUUUCGCUCAGCAACAGCCAGGUUGCUAGGCACUGGAAAUGGUAGCCGUGCGCUUAGUUUUGUUGGAGGUAAUGGUGGGGGCAAAAGUGUGAGUACAAGUUCAAGAAUUAGUGGCUCCUUUGCUCCUUCUAAUUCUAGCACAUCGAUGACAAAUACGAAUUUUGAUGGGAAAGGAACUUACUUGGUCUUCAAUGUGAGUGAUGCUAUUUUUAUCUGUGACUUGAACUCACAAGACAAGGAUCCAGUAAAGUCUAUUCAUUUCAGUAAUUCAAACCCUAUGUGUCAUGCUUUUGAUCCGGAUGCUAAGGAUGGGCAUGACUUACUUAUUGGGCUGAAUUCUGGGGAUGUGUACACUGUAUCACUGAGACAGCAAUUACAGGACGUCUCUAAGAAGCUAGUUGGUGCACUGCAUUAUAACAAGGACGGUUCUGUAAAUAACAGUCGUUGUACUAGUAUUUCUUGGGUGCCUGGAGGUGAUGGAGCAUUUGUCGUUGCUCAUGCCGAUGGCAAUUUGUACGUGUAUGAGAAGAACAAAGAUGGUGCCACUGAGUCAACAUUUCCUGCUAUAAGAGAUCCUACACAAUUUUCAGUUGACAAGGCAAAAUAUAGCAAGAGUAAUCCUGUUGCGAGAUGGCAUAUAUGUCAAGGUUCAAUUAACAGCAUUGCAUUCUCAAAUGAUGGGGCACACUUGGCGACUGUUGGAAGAGAUGGCUAUCUUCGCAUUUUUGACUUCUUAACCCAGAAGCUAGUAUGUGGUGGAAAAAGUUAUUAUGGUGCUCUGCUGUGCUGUUCUUGGAGUAUGGAUGGAAAGUACAUUUUGACUGGAGGUGAAGAUGACCUAGUUCAAGUGUGGAGUAUGGAUGAUCGGAAGGUUGUGGCGUGGGGUGAGGGACAUAAUUCGUGGGUAAGCGGAGUAGCGUUUGAUUCCUAUUGGUCGUCACCAAAUUCAGAUGGGUCAGGAGAGCAUGUCAUGUACCGUUUUGGAUCGGUUGGACAGGACACACAGUUACUUCUCUGGGACCUUGAGAUGGACGAGAUCGUAGUUCCACUUAGGCGAGCUCCAGGUGGGUCUCCAACUUACAGCACAGGAAGCUCAGCUCACUGGGACAAUGUCAUACCAAUGGGAACUCUUCAACCCGCUCCUUGCAAACGAGAUGUUCCAAAGCUCUCACCGAUCAUAGCUCACCGAGUUCACACUGAGCCCCUCUCUGGAUUGAUGUUCACACAAGAAGCAGUCGUUACGGCUUGCCGAGAAGGCCAUAUAAAGAUUUGGACACGGCCCAGCGAAUCAGAAACCCAAUCCAACAGCUCAGAAGCAAAUCCUACAAGUGCCCUCUUGAGCACAAGCUUCACAAAAGACAACAAAGCCUCACUGAGCAGCAAGAUCAUCGGUGGUUCUACUUUCAAGCAAUGACGGAGAGAUGCUCCUUGUCCGAAAAUCAGGUGCUAUUAUUUAGUCAUGUUUCUCCUUCUAAAGUGAAAGAAAACCUUUAAAGAAAAGCCCUGUGAAUAAAAUUCGACUGGGUUUUGUUUUUUUCAUAUAUAUUUUAAAAGAAGGUCCAAAAUCUGAAUUCUGACUGUAAAUUGGAGGCUGACAAAUUAAGUUUGUGGGGGGCAUAGAAGAGAAAAUAUGGGAGAAUUUUCGGAUGUAAUUAUAAGAAAGAAAACAAAAUGUGUUACAUAAGAGUCUCAUCAACCAAUAAUGCAACUUUUGUGCUUCAGAAGAA
Molecule: messenger RNA, 2272 nt
Organism: Arabidopsis lyrata subsp. lyrata
Lineage: Eukaryota; Viridiplantae; Streptophyta; Magnoliopsida; Brassicales; Brassicaceae
Product: dystrophia myotonica WD repeat-containing protein
Exons: 11
Coding region: 283-1959 (558 amino acids)
Molecular function (GO): protein binding
Source: RefSeq, a predicted model, not a curated record